CGUGCACCGUGCACCAUGAGUGUUGCCCUGAAACUAGGCCAGUGCCUGAAAGGCAGACUCAGCAGAUACGCAUUGACUGAAAAGAUCCACGACAGUGUGUGGUUAGCAAGUAACGCGACGAAGGAAUCCGUCCUCAUCAAGUGUGCUCAUCAAGCGCGAAUUGCCAACGAGAGGAGCGUCCUGAAGAGGUUCCAGGGCCGAACUACGUGUAUCCGUCCUCUAUUGGAUGAAAUCGUCGACCCGGCUGACCCCCCUGCCAUCGUCCUGCAGCGGCUGGACGGUGAUCUGUUCGAUGCCUCGGCGGCUCAGAGACUCACGACGCCAGAAAUCAAGUACGUAUCAAAGAAGGUCCUUGAAGGUCUGGCCGUCCUUCAUGAGGAUGGGUAUGUGCAUACAGAUGUGAAAUUGGACAAUGUUCUCGUCAAUCAUGGGUCGAACGGGCAGCGAUUUACCGACAUCCAACUCGCGGACUUGGAGAAUACAGUGCAUAUCGAUUCCAAGUUCUGCAAAGACCGCAACCUCAUCGGGGCCCCAUUCUGGCGAAGCCCAGAGGCACAGCUGGGUCUCCAGUGGGGUCCGCCCACGGAUAUUUGGUCAUUUGGGACAAUGGUUAUAUCCCUCAUCUGGGGCGAGAACUUCUUCAUCUUCAAGCCUGACGUGCCACGGGGACAUGAGGAGUAUGAGCUGGAGAUUCUCACCAAGCACCAUAUUUUCUUUGGGCCGUAUCCCCCUUCGUAUGUGGAUUUGGCUGAUGAGGAGACACUGGCGAUCUUGUCCUAUGUUAUGGAAAGCGUCCCGCCCCAGAAAAUGAAGCCUUUUUCGAGGGCUAGUUUGCGGGAGAUUUCGGUGGAGGAUAGGGAGUUUGUUAUGAAGAUAAUGAAACUUGAUCCUAGGGAUAGGCCGACCGCGAAGGAGCUCCUGGGAGAUAAAUGGUUUGAGGAGUGA
This is a messenger RNA of Aspergillus ibericus CBS 121593, 945 nucleotides long. Its product is annotated as serine/threonine protein kinase. Gene Ontology annotation, biological process: protein phosphorylation. Bases 16 to 945 code for a protein of 309 amino acids. NCBI's taxonomy places the organism in Eukaryota, Fungi, Ascomycota, Eurotiomycetes, Eurotiales, Aspergillaceae. Gene Ontology annotation, molecular function: ATP binding; protein kinase activity. The transcript has 4 exons. The record is from RefSeq and is a predicted model, not a curated record.